This is a messenger RNA of Coniosporium apollinis CBS 100218, 1053 nucleotides long. RefSeq lists its product as uncharacterized. Lineage: Eukaryota; Fungi; Ascomycota; Dothideomycetes. Gene Ontology annotation, biological process: DNA repair; DNA damage checkpoint signaling. The record is from RefSeq and is a predicted model, not a curated record. Bases 1 to 1053 code for a protein of 350 amino acids. Gene Ontology annotation, cellular component: checkpoint clamp complex. The transcript has a single exon.
AUGGCUACAACACCCUCCGCCGACCGCGAUGAUGACCCUCCUCUUUUCGGCGCAGUAUCGAGUUCGGCGCGCCAGCUCUACCAGCUACUACGCUGCAUCGCCUUCGCGCCCAAAGCCCAAGUCAGCAUCAGCGAAGAGGGGCUACGCUUCUCCGUAGAGGAACACAGCAUUAUGGAAGGCCUCGCCUUCCUCGACAAAUCCCUCUUCACGUCCUACAACUUUGCGCCGCACUCCUCGACCGCAGCAACUAACGACGCCGUCUCAGACGCUUCCACAUCCGACGACCCCCCCGUAUUCCAGAUCUCCCUCGUCGCGCUGCUAGAGACUCUACAAAUCUUCAACAUCGCCGACCCGCCGGGCGGCCGGCCAGGAUACCCGUCAUCCUUCACCACCGGGCCCACGGCCUUCGACAACCGCGUCUUAGGCCUAACAAGCACAUGCCGGCUCUCCUACGCCCAGCCCGGCGCCCCACUCUGCGUCAUCCUCGAAGAAGCAGGCGUAACUACGACCUGCGAACUGACAACCUACGAGCCUGCCGCCGCGGCAGGCGACAUACCAUUUGCGCGCGACCAGCUAGCGCUGAAGAUUAUCAUGCGGGCCAGCUGGCUUCACGACGCCGUCACCGAGCUCGCGAGCACAAGCCCUGAACGGCUGACGUUGACCGCGAGCGCGGAUCCCGUCGGGUUCGCCUUGGGCGCGACUGGCAGUCUGGGCAGUGCGGUCAUGGACUUUAGGAGCGAUUUGCCGUCGACGGUGACGGCGUCGUCGGCGGGCUUCUCGUCACUGUUGGAGACGUUCACGCUGGCUCCGACGUACCACAAGCCCGGGCGGAAGCUGAGGAAUAGUUAUAAGUUUGCAUCGAUCAGGGCGGCGAGCCGGGCGAUGGCUGUUGCGACGAAGGUGAGCAUCAGGGCUGAUGAGCAGGGCGUUUUGAGUUUGCAGUUCAUGAUCGAGGUUGACGGGGGAAAGGUCAGUUUUGUGGAUUUCAGGUUCGUGCCGCUUGUUGACGAGGAUGCUGAGGAUGAGGAAAGGGAGCAGGAGGCGGGACCGUGA